Messenger RNA from Triticum turgidum subsp. durum (durum wheat), 1227 nucleotides. Lineage: Eukaryota; Viridiplantae; Streptophyta; Magnoliopsida; Poales; Poaceae. The record is from the annotation of a GenBank genome assembly.
AUGCAUGCCUCGCCGGCCUGUCGUUGGCUCGUCGUCGCCCACUCCCUCCUCACCUCAGCCCCUAGCGAAAAUAGCCAAGCGCUCUGGCUGACUGACCGGCCGACGUGGCCGGCCCAAUCCUGGCCCACCACCUGGCGCCCCUCCCCGGCGGAAUCUCCCGUGUUCACACUCCCGAAUUACCCAAACACCCUCCUCCACCGGCGACCGCACGAGGGCAGAACCGUCCCUCGCAACUUCCAAGCACGCCCGUGCGACCCGUCCGCCCUCGUGGCCGCACGAUCCCCAGAUCCAGCGGCCGCGGUCGCCCUACCAGAAGCUUCCGGCCCGGUGUAUAUAAGCGCGAGAGGGCCAGUGGCCUCCAUCGUCUUCACCCCCGCUCCUCCUCCCCCACCCCACGCACACCGCACGCGUUUGACAUUUUCCGCCCACCACCACCGGAGGGAGCGAGCUCCAGCCAUGGCCGCCAAGUGCUACCCGACGGUCAGCGACGAGUACCUGGCGGCGGUCGCCAAGGCCAAGCGCAAGCUCCGCGGCUUCAUCGCCGAGAAGAACUGCGCGCCCCUCAUGCUCCGCCUCGCGUGGCACUCGGCCGGGACCUUCGACGUGGCCACCAAGACCGGCGGCCCCUUCGGCACCAUGAAGUGCCCCGCGGAGCUCGCGCACGGCGCCAACGCCGGCCUCGACAUCGCCGUCAGGCUGCUCGAGCCCAUCAAGGAGCAGUUCCCCAUCCUCUCCUACGCCGACUUCUACCAGCUCGCUGGAGUCGUCGCCGUCGAGGUGACCGGCGGGCCUGAGGUCCCCUUCCACCCGGGGAGACAGGACAAGCCCGAGCCUCCUCCAGAAGGCCGUCUUCCUGAUGCUACCCAAGGCUCUGACCACCUCAGGCAGGUGUUUUCCACUCAGAUGGGUUUGAGUGACCAGGACAUUGUUGCUCUUUCUGGUGGUCACACCCUGGGAAGAUGCCACAAGGAGAGAUCCGGCUUUGAGGGAGCCUGGACCGCCAACCCUUUGAUCUUCGACAACUCUUACUUCACUGAGCUCCUUUGUGGGGAGAAGGAAGGCCUUCUUCAGUUGCCGACCGACAAGACCCUCCUGACUGACCCGGCCUUCCGCCCACUUGUGGACAAAUAUGCUGCGGAUGAGGAUGCUUUCUUUGCUGACUACGCUGAGGCACACCUCAAGCUAUCCGAAUUGGGAUUUGGCGAGGCUGUUGAGGGCUGCUGCUGA